AUGAAGUCCAGCCCCCCGCUCCAGGCCGCCAUCGACCUCACGGCGGGGGCCGUGGGCGGCGUGGCGUGCGUGCUGACCGGGCAGCCCUUCGACACGAUGAAGGUGAAGAUGCAGGCCUUCCCCACCCUCUACCGGGGCCUCACCGACUGCUUCCUGAAGACCUACCACCAGGUGGGCCUCCGCGGCUUCUACCGGGGCACCAGCCCGGCCCUGCUGGCCUACGUGGCGCAGAGCUCCGUCCUCUUCAUGUGCUACGGCUUCUGCCAGGAGACCGUGCGGAAGGCGGCCGGCCUGGGCCCGGGGCAGCCGCUGAGCGACCUGCAGAACGCGGCCUCGGGCUCGCUGGCCUCGGCCUUCGCCGCGCUGGUGCUCUGCCCCACCGAGCUGGUCAAGUGCCGGCUGCAGACCACCUACGAGAUGGAGCUGGCCCGGAAGAUCGAGCCUAGCCCCAAGUCCAUCUGGCCCGUGGUGAAGAACAUCUUCAUGAAGGAGGGCUUCCUGGGCUUCUACCACGGACUCUCCAGCACGCUCACGCAGGAGAUACCCGGGCAUUUCUUCUACUUCGGGGGCUACGAGUUAAGCAGGUCCUUCUUCGCCUCCGGGGGCUCCAAGGACGAGCUAGGCCCUGUCCCUCUCAUGCUCAGCGGGGGGAUAGCUGGGGUCUGCCUCUGGCUCAUCAUUUUCCCCCUGGAUUGUAUCAAAUCCAGGAUCCAGGUCCUCUCUGCCUCUGGAAAGCAGGCGGGGCUGGUGAGAACCUUCUUAACGAUCGUGAGAGACGAAGGCAUAUUGACCUUGUAUUCGGGACUGAAAGCCACCAUGGUUCGGGCGAUCCCUUCCAAUGCGGCGCUCUUUGUGGUCUAUGAGUACAGCAGAAAGUUGAUGAUGAGCCAGCUGGAAGAAGACUGAGGAGGGGUCUUGGCCAAGCCGCCUCUUAAGCGUAUGAACUUGAGGGCCACAGGUGGGGGCUCCGUGAAUAUAAAACCCACGUGAGAUUGUUUUUAAUGGCAUGGGAAAUUUGGUUUCGUCUUGCAGCCUUCUACUUUAAACCUCCAACUUGAUAGCCCUGUAUUUAUAUCACCUGAGUUCUGCCCACAAUCACAUGGAAAUAGAAGAUUUGCUGCUCUUGAUCAGAGUAGGAUAUGGGGAGUAAGACUUGGCUGUGUACCUCGUCUGACAGGCUGAGUACAAUUGUGUCAAGAUUUUGUGUAAAUCUAUAUGUGUACAUGCCAUGUAGGUAGCUAUAUGUUGUGAGAGAAACUCUGUUGGGUUCUCUUAUUAUUCUCAUAUAUCGCCCCAAAUACCGAGAGUUCGUCAGGUUUCAUGCAGAUAGGUACAAAUGAUGACUCCUUCAAGAUGCCAGGUCUAUUAUUAAACCUGCUUAACAUAUGCACCACAUUGAGUUGUUUAAGGUUUUUUUUUUAAUUUUUUGAAGUCUUCAUGUGGUGCUGGUGAACUAAUAUAUUCAUGUAGAUUUUUAAAGAAAAAAAAAUGUACUUGCACACUGGUGAGGCUGCCACAUGGCUAAAUAAACUUUUAGUGUAAGUUUCCAGGAUUUCCUACUCUAGUCUUAAGAUAGUACCAUUCAUUUUUCAAAGCAGGAUCAUACUCUGCACUGUGAUGAUACUGUUAGGUGUGGCUUUGAAUGUCAGACCUCGGGGAAGCAGCACAGCCCGCACCUGCACCAGCUUGCCUCCUCUUCUCUGAAAAAGCUCAGUUUAGACCAAGGAUGGCACGUGGCUAUUUUGCUACACUUGUUGAAGACCCAUGUGUGUAAAAAGCAGUUGCUAGCUUCUGAUCUCUGGGUCCUAGCCUGCGUUACGACUGCAGAGUGUUCUGUUGGUUCCUUUAGGGAUAGUUGGUUCAUUUUAGUUCACUCACUGUUCUCUGGGCAGCA
Molecule: messenger RNA, 1894 nt
Organism: Perognathus longimembris pacificus (Pacific pocket mouse)
Lineage: Eukaryota; Metazoa; Chordata; Mammalia; Rodentia; Heteromyidae
Product: mitochondrial ornithine transporter 2-like
Exons: 1
Coding region: 1-906 (301 amino acids)
Biological process (GO): mitochondrial L-ornithine transmembrane transport
Molecular function (GO): L-ornithine transmembrane transporter activity
Source: RefSeq, a predicted model, not a curated record